UUUUUAUUUCAAGUUUUUGUUCUAGUUUUUGUUGUUUUCGUGUUUCUCUUUCUCUUUCUUUUGCCUUGUAACUUAAAGAAGAAGAAUUUUUGAGGUGAGGUUGAACUUCACGCUAAUCAUUGUUUUGUUCUGGUGAAAUUUUAGAACUUGUGGUUGCUUCUAUGAGGCAAUUGCUUUUCCAUAAAGUGAUUCAUGACUAGGUAAUGAAGGGCUUUCGUGAGAAGGUGGUGGCGUCAAAAUGUUCUUCUAAAAGUAUAGUUGAUACUUCUAAUAGAGCUUCGACAUCCUCCAGCUUAGAGCCAGGAUCUAGUGAGGUUAAAAUAUCUAAGGGUUCUUUGUUGUCGGGCUUCUUAACAUCAGCUUUCUCAAUCUUCGAAACUUAUAGUGAGUCAUUGGCUCCUGAAAAGAAGGCAGGCCAUUGUAAAAGUAAUGGCUGGGCAGCAGCUGUGAAGAGGGUAGUGACUGCUGGCUCAAUGAGGAGAAUACACGAUCGUGUACUAGGGCCCAGCAAGACUGGAAUUAUUAGCUCAACUAGUGACAUAUGGCUUCUUGGUGUUUGCUAUAAGAUUGCACAGGAAGAGUCCACUAGUAAUGUAGCUAAUAGCGAUGGAUUGGUUGCAUUCAACCAAGAUUUUUCAUCAAGGAUUCUGAUAACAUAUCGUAAAGGUUUUGAUGCUAUUGGGGAUUCAAGGUUUACAAGUGAUGGAGGCUGGGGUUGCAUGCUUCGAAGCAGUCAGAUGCUUGUUGCUCAGGCAUUGCUUUUUCAUUGGUUGGGAAGAUCUUGGAGAAAGUCUUCUCAGAAGCAGCCAUUUGAUCUUGAAUAUCUUGAGAUCUUGCGCCUUUUUGGUGACUUUGAGUCUUCACCUUUUUCUAUUCACAAUCUUCUUCAAGCUGGAAAGACUUAUGGUCUUGCCGCUGGGUCAUGGGUGGGUCCAUACGCCAUGUGUCGGACAUUGGAAUCUCUAGCCCGAUGUAAGAGAGAGGAAACUGGUCUUGAGUGCCAACCACUUCCCAUGGCUGUCUAUGUGGUUUCUGGUGAUGAAGAUGGAGAGCGUGGUGGAGCUCCAGUAGUCUGUAUUGAAGAUGCCUCUAAACAUUGUUUCGAGUUUUCAAAAGGUCAAUGUGACUGGACUCCAAUUCUUCUUCUUGUUCCUUUGGUUCUUGGACUUGAAAAAGUAAACCCCAGGUACAUUCCAUCAUUGCGGGUAACAUUCACCUUCCCUCAGAGCCUUGGCAUUAUGGGUGGGAAACCUGGUGCCUCAACCUACAUUGUCGGAGUGCAAGAAGAUAGUGCUUUAUACCUUGAUCCCCAUGAUGUUCAGCCGGUAGUCAAUGUCAGCAGGGAUAAUUUAGAGGUGGACACUUCAUCUUACCACUGCGAUGUUGUGAGGCACAUUCAUCUGGACUCGAUUGAUCCAUCUUUGGCAAUAGGGUUCUAUUGUCGAGACAAAGAUGAUUUCGAUGAUUUUUGCAACCGGGCAUCCAAGCUAGCUGAUGAAUCAGAUGGCGCUCCCUUAUUCACUGUAACUCAAACCCUUAAAAAACCAGUCAACCACGGUGAUGUCUUGGAUGAUACUGGUGGGGUUGGAGAGGAUGAUUCCUUGGGUGUAGUGCCCAUGAAUGAUUCGGACGGCAAUGCACACGAGGAUGACUGGCAAAUCCUUUGAGUGGAAAUUACUGGAAUUUGUACAUCUUGUAUUGGUGUCACUGCUCAUCUUGUAUUGGUGGUGGUGGUGGUGGUACACCCAAUUCAGCUGGCUCGGGGUUCUGUUCAUCAUCCUGGAAUUUGUUAAUUUCAUGUGUAGAAAAUUAUAUUUAUUAUGAUUCUUUUCUCUUUUAAUUACUUUUCAAGUUGUUCAUACAACUCACCAAAAAUAUUCAUGUUGUAAGAUAAAUGCAAAAGAAUUCCAAUUUAGAUAUGGUAGUUCACUUUACUAUAUUGCUGCUGAUCCUUUAUA
Messenger RNA from Pistacia vera, 1958 nucleotides. Its product is annotated as cysteine protease ATG4-like. Bases 204 to 1667 code for a protein of 487 amino acids. Lineage: Eukaryota; Viridiplantae; Streptophyta; Magnoliopsida; Sapindales; Anacardiaceae. The transcript has 9 exons. The record is from RefSeq and is a predicted model, not a curated record. Gene Ontology annotation, molecular function: protein-phosphatidylethanolamide deconjugating activity.